AUGGACUCUUUGGGGCCCUUUCGCAAAGCUGUUGAAGGAGUGAUUAAUUUUAUUUGGAAACAUGGUGUUCGACAUGUGACUUACAUAGUCCAUUACAAACAAAAUGUUCUUGAACUAAAUGAUAGUGUUAGGAAUCUUGUAUCCGAAAAGGAGAGGAUAAAACAUCAAUCUGAUGAGGCUGAGAAAAACCUAAACAAGAUUGAAGGUAAGGUUACAGAAUGGGUUCGAAAAGUGGGUGAGAUUGAGACUAUAGUGAAGGAGUUUGAAAACGACAAUGGCCAUAAAAGGGCUCGGUCGCCCAAUUAUGUAUUCCACUUGUGGAAUAGACACAAACUUGGAAGAAAAGCAAAGAAGAUGGAAGCGGGUGUUAAAAAGCUAAUUGAUGAAUCCCCCAAACUUGAUGAAGUUUCCUACAGGCAAAAUGUAACAUCUAAUGAUGCCACGUUGUCUAAUUUUGACUUUGAAGAAUUUGGUUCUACAAAAUCCACGAUGGAAAAAGUAAUGAGACAACUUGAGGAUUCCACUGUAAGAAUGAUUGGGUUGUAUGGGCCUGGGGGUGUGGGUAAGAGCACUUUAGUCAAAGAAAUUGCAAGAAAAGCUAAAGAGAAAAAGUUGUUUGAUGUGGUGGUUAAAGUAGAAAUAACAGCCAACCCCAAUCUACAAAACAUUCAAGAAGAAAUUGCUUAUGUGUUAGGUUUGCGAUUGGAAGAGGAAGGUGAAAAUGUGAGAGCUGAUUGUCUACGGAGGAGACUAAAGGCAGAAAAAAGGAACAUCCUUUUGAUCUUGGAUGACCUUUGGGACAAAUUAGACCUGAACAAGUUAGGGAUUCCAGUUGUUGAUGACGAUGAUGAUUUAAGUAAUGAUAACAGGGAUCUUAAGGACAAAGAUUUGGAAAAAAAUGAUGAUAACAAUAAGGAUCUUAAUCGCAAAAAAAUGAAAAAAGAAAAAUUUCUUGGUAGUCACAAGGGAUGCAAAAUUUUGCUAACUUCACGGAACAAAAGAGUAUUGUGUGAUGAAAUGGAUAUAAAGUCGACUUUUUGUGUGCAAAAAUUAGAUGACAAGGAUGCUUUGAUGUUGUUUCAAAAGUUAGUUGGAAUAAAAAAUGAAAUGUCUGACUCUAAACAAGAAAUUGUGAAGAAGUAUUGUGCAGGGUUACCCUUGGCUAUAGUUACAGUUGCAAGGGCACUAAGAAGCAAGAGUGAGUCAGUAUGGGAAACUACAUUAGAAAAACUUAAAAAGCAAGAAUUGGUGGGAGUGCAAACAUCUAUGGAUAUUUCAGUGAAGAUGAGUUAUGAUCAUCUAGAAAACGAGGAGCUGAAGUCUAUUUUCUCUUGUGCUCAAAUGGGGCAUCAACCGCUAGUUAUGGACUUAGUGAGGUACUGUUUUGGUUUAAGUAUACUUGAAGGCAUCUCCUCACUUUGGGAAGCUCGGGAUAGAAUUAAUACAUCAAUCCAAAAGCUGAAAGACUCGGGCUUGGUGUUGGACGGAAGUUCUAAUAACCAUUUUAAUAUGCAUGACAUGGUACGAGAUUCUACUUUGUCUAUAGCAAAAAAACAUAGAAAUGUUUUUACUCUCAGAAAUGGAAAACUAGAUGACUGGCCUGAACUCGAGAGUUGCGCUUCUAUUUCUAUCUGCAAUUGUGAUAUCACUGAUGGGCUUCCUGAAGUCAUCAAUUGUUCCCAACUUAAAUUUUUUCAAAUAGACACUAAUGAUGCAUCUUUGAUAAUACCUGAGACAUUUUUUGCAGGAAUGAAAAAUCUCAAACUUAGAAUGCUUUGUUUGGAGCGAUGCACUUUAGAUGACAACUUAUCUAUAGGAGAGCUGAAAAAAUUAAGAAUUCUCAGCUUCUCUGGUUCUCAACUUAAAAGUUUGCCAAUUGAGUUAGGGUGCUUGCAUAAGUUACAACUGCUAGACAUCAGUGAUUGUUCCAUUAUGGAGAUGAAUAUUCCGCAUGAUCUUCUAUCACGUUUGACACAUUUAGAAGAGUUGUAUAUAAGAAAGAGCUUGAUCAAAAUGUUUGGAGAGACAAACCAAGGUCAAAAUUUGUUUCUCUCUGAGUUAAGAAAUUUGCAUCAGUUGAAAGUGGUGGACUUAAGCAUUCCACAUGUUUCACUUUUGCCCAAUCACUUGUUCUUUGACAGGUUAAAAGAUUACAAGAUUGUGGUUGGAAACUUGGAAAUGUUUGGAGGCUUCAGGAUGUCCGAUAAGUAUGAAACAUUUAGAGUUUUGGCAUUGCAAUUGAAUGAUGACACUAACAUCCACUCCCAAGAAGAUAUAAAAUUGUUGUUUAAAACAGUACAAAGUUUGUUAUUGGGAAAUAUGGAUGGUGUUCAAAAUUUUGUUGGUGAGUUGAAUAUAGAUGGAUUUCCAGAUCUGAAACACUUAUCCAUCAUAAAUAACAAUCACAUAAAAUAUGUUAAUUCAACAGAGUUGUCUAACUGUGUGGAUGUUUUACCCAAUUUGGAAUCUCUAUGCCUUUACAACUUGGGGAGCUUAGAGAUGAUAUCUUAUGGUCCCAUUACAGACGUGUCAUUCGCCAAAUUAAAAGCCAUCAAGGUCGAGAUGUGUUAUCGAUUGGAGAAUUUAUAUUCCUUUUACAGGGUUAAAUUUUGUGCUAAUGUAGAAAUAAUUGAGGUUUGUGAAUGUGGUUCUUUAAAGGAGAUCCUUCAAAUACCAGUGGAUUAUGGUAAGGUUGAAUUUCUUAAGUUGCACACUUUGACACUCCAAUCGUUACCAUCAUUUACAUGUUUUUAUACCAAAGUGGAGGAUUCUUGCUGGCCACAUCUAAGAGAGGCUCAAAGUACAAAUAGGUGUGACAGAGAAAUUACUAAUGAAGGAGAUGGGGAAAGUGACAAGACAUUUCCUAUUUUUGGUGAACUGGUUGAAAUCCCAAAUUUAGAGAGCUUGAAUAUAUCAUCACUAAACAUUCGUAAAAUAUGGAGCAACCAACCCUCAUCAAGUUUCUGCUUUCAAAACUUGAUAAAAUUAGUUGUGAAAGGUUGUCAUAAAUUGACAUAUCUAUGUUCAUUGUCUAUGGCUAGUAGUUUGAAGAAGUUGAAAACUCUCGUCAUAAGCGAGUGUUCGAUUAUGGAGAACAUUUUUGAGGCUAAAGGAAGUAGUGCAAACAAGGUUUGCGUCUUCCCUAAGUUAGAGGAAAUUCACCUUAGCAAAAUGAACAAAUUAACGAAUAUAUGGCAAACUAAAAUGAGUGUGGAUUCUUUUUCUAGUCUCAUUUCCGUGAACAUUGAAGAAUGCAAUGAACUAGACAAGAUUUUUCCACGUCACAUGGAAGGGUGGUUUGAAAAUUUGGACAACUUGAAAGUUUCUAAAUGUCAAUUGGUGGAAGUGAUUUUUGAAGGAAUUCUCAACUUUAAAAAGUUGCGGACCAUAGAAGUAGGGGAUUGUAAUGAACUUAGAAAUUUGUUUCCAACUUCUAUUGGCAAAGAUGUUCCAAAGCUUGAACGCAUGUCAGUAUUGCAUUGUUGGAAAAUCGAGGAAAUUGUUGCAAGUCAAGAUGCAUCAGAAGCCAACAAAGACCCGCUAGUGUUUCCUGAACUAACAUAUAUCAGAUUAUAUGAUCUACCAAAUAUCAAGUAUUUCUACAAGUGGGGUCAUGCUAUAAAAUGUCCAAAGUUAAAGGAGUUGAAUGUGAAGCUUAAAAUGUUUCUCAAAGAAACUUGUAAAACAACGGAUGAAGAGGAAGAAUUUGUUUUUUCAUCUAAAGAGGUAUUCCCCAACUUGGAGUAUAUGGAACUGGACUUCGAGGAAGCACAAGAAUUGUUACCAAAGUACCAGAUGCACCGUCUAAAAGAACUUAGUUUGAUUUCAGUCAAAGUCGAUCUUCUCAGCCAGUUUCCAUACAGAAUACCAAAUUUAGAAAAGCUAAAAUUGAUUUUCUCAAAUAUUGAAGUGUUAGUGCCAAAAGAAAACUUUGCACAACAAAAAAGAUUGGGAAUCACAUUAGAACUGAAGGAAUUAGUUUUGUUGCAUUCAACUAUAAAAGAUCUAGGGUUAGGACGAGUUCCAAUUCUACGAAAACUAAAGCUUUUAAGCUUAGAAAGUUGCAGUGAUUUGAGCAAUUUAGGUCCUCCCUCUGUAUCACUGACUUACUUGACGUAUUUGGAAGUGAAGUUUUGUCGGGAAUUAAGCAGCUUAAUGGCUUCCUCCACUGCCAAAAGCAUGGUUCAACUCAAGACCAUGAAGGUAAUAUAUUGUCCUAAAGUAGAGCAAAUAGUAAGCAAUGAGGGAAGCAAAGAAGACGAAGUGAUCAAAAUUGUAUUCAACAAAUUGAUUUCUAUAGAACUUGUGGGGCUAAAAAACAUGAGAAGCUUUUGCAGUUACAAGGAUUGUGAAUUUGAAUUCCCAUCACUGGAAAUCUUGAUUGUGAGAGAAUGUCCGAAGAUGGAGAAAUUCAGUGAGAGAAGGUCAAUAACACCGAAAUUAAAAGAUGUAUUUGGCGUGGAAGGAGAAGAAAAAGCCAAAUGGCAGUGGGAAGGUGACUUGAAUGCCACCAUACAAAAAAUUUUCAAUGAUAAGGUCACUUAUUCAUACAUUGAGGAUCUGUAUCUGGGUAUGGGAUUUGGCUACAACCAGUAUUUUGAAUUGGUAAAUCAACUAUUGCAUGACAGUCAUUGGGUGCAGCAAAAUAGCUUUCGCUCUUUGAAAAGGUUGAGUGUAGAGGGAUGUGAUACUCUAGUGCAUGUAAUUCCAUCUCAUUUGUUUUCUUGCUUUCACAAUUUGGAAGUGUUGCAAGUAGUCAAUUGCAGGAAUGUAGAGGUCAUAUUUAAUAUCAAUGAUGAGAACAGGCUCAAAAAAGCUUCCGGAAUAUUCCGUUUGAAAAAGUUGUCUUUACUAGAUCUACCAAAGCUGGAACUUUUAUGGGACAAGGAUCCAAAGGGAAUUAGCCUUAAAGUUCUAGAGGAAGUGUGUGUUUCAAGAUGUAAUGUUCUUAGAAGUUUGUUUCCAGCAUCGGUGGCCAAAGAUCUUACCAGACUUGAGGUGCUUCAGGUAACAGAGUGUGGGCAAUUGGCAGAGAUAUUUUGGAAGGAUGAGAAGGGUUUGUUUCGAGCAAGGGUGGUGUUUCUGUCAAUAUGGUAUGGAGAAUUGGCAGAGAGAUUUAGGAAGGAUGAAAAGGGUGAUGAAGGAGAAGGAACAACACAACAGUUUGUGUUUGCUCAUCUCACCUCAUUGAGGUUAGAAAAAUUGCCACGCCUCCAAUACUCUAUCCACUGCUCCAAAGAAGAGGAGAGUAUAUCAAAUUUAAGCGAAAGAGAUAUACAAGAGUUAUGCCUUGGCUCAUGGCCCAUCCCAAACUCCUCCUUCGGCCUCUUAGAAUCUCUAAUUGUGGAUGGUUGCAAGUUUUUAUCAGAUGUAUUUUUACCAUUCAGUUUACUUCCCUUCUUAACUAAUUUGAGAAAAUUGGAUGUUGCAAACUGUGAAUUUGUCAAAACCAUUUUUGAUAUCACUUAUGCAACACAAGAAAAAGAUGUGACAUCUACCAUAUCAACUCUUCUUUUUUCCUUGGAGAAUUUGACUCUAUCAAAGCUUCCAAAUCUGGAGAAUGUUUGGAAUAAAGAUCCUCGAAGUAUUCUAAGCAUGCGCUAUCUAAAAGAAGUACAUGUUAAGAAAUGUAAGGACCUUACAAGUGUAUUUCCGGCAUCAAUAGCCAAAGAUCUUGUGGAACUUGAAAAUCUAAUGGUAGAAGAUUGUGAGGGAUUGAUGACUAUUAUUGCAGAGGAUAACACAGAUCUAAGCGGAACACAUCAACAGCUCCUCUGUCUCCCUAUUAGGUCAUUGGUACUAAGGGCUUUGCCCAAACUCAAGUAUUUUUACUACUGCUCACUACCAGGCGACAAUUUUGCACCUCUAGAAUCACAUAACGAUAAUCAAGUCUGCACUCAAAAGUGUCUGUCACUGGGAGAGAAAGGUAUGGAAAUGGUUUUGCGGGGAGAAUUUCAGAAAAAACUCCUAAACAACAUAAAAUUUCUUACUCUAUACUUACAGAAGGAUGUAUUUCGAUAUGAAAUUCUAAAGGAGUUGCCUAAUAUUGAAAAGCUUGUGGUGCGUGAGGGUUCUUUACAGGAGAUGUUCUGUUGUGAAAGUCUUAAUAAUGUGGAUUAUAAUGGACUUCUUUUACAACUCAAAGUGUUAGACUUGGAGUCCAUUAAAAAGCUCAUUUCCAUUGGGUCAAACUUGGUAGCAUGCAAAGUGUCUUUCUUCGGUCUGACAUAUUUGAAAGUACAAAGUUGCGAUAACCUGCUAUAUUUGUUCACAUCUUCAACAACCAAAAGUUUGGGUCAACUCAAAAGAAUGGAGAUAAAAUGUUGUGACUCAAUUGAAGAGACAGUGUUUAAGGAGGGGGAGGAAUCAAAUGAGGAUGAAAUAAUAUUUCCGAAGCUCAAUUAUUUGAAUUUUGAACGUUUAGAAAAUCUAUCAUGGUUCUGCAGUGGGAGUUUAAGUCUCCCAUCCUUAGAGGAAUUAUCAGUAACAGAUUGUCACCGGCUGAUAUCUUUAUGUACUGGUACGCUAGAAGCAGACAAGUUGUCUCAAGUUACAAUGAAUUGCGAAGAGACUAUUCCAUUAAAGACUGAUCUCAACUCUAUUAUGAUGAAGACAUUUUUGACUGAGGUAUGUGUUUAA
Vigna unguiculata (cowpea) is the source of this 6639-nucleotide messenger RNA. RefSeq lists its product as uncharacterized. NCBI's taxonomy places the organism in Eukaryota, Viridiplantae, Streptophyta, Magnoliopsida, Fabales, Fabaceae. The record is from RefSeq and is a predicted model, not a curated record. Gene Ontology annotation, molecular function: ADP binding; ATP hydrolysis activity.